Messenger RNA from Plasmodium relictum, 507 nucleotides. RefSeq names its product 1-cys-glutaredoxin-like protein-1, putative (gene GLP1). The record is from RefSeq and is a predicted model, not a curated record. The transcript has 3 exons. NCBI's taxonomy places the organism in Eukaryota, Apicomplexa, Aconoidasida, Haemosporida, Plasmodiidae. Bases 1 to 507 code for a protein of 168 amino acids.
AUGAUUAUAAAAAAGAAUUUGAGAUUUUUAUUUUUCUUAAACAAAAUUGUAAUGAAUAAAAAUGUAAAAUUCUGUUCUUUAAUUAAAGUGUCAAAAAUUAACCUAUUCAAUUCAUUCUCAAAUAAAAAUAAUGGAACAUUUGAAAACAAAAUUUCCCAUAACAAAGAAGAAUAUAAGAUGUUUGAAAAAUCAGAUGUAUACCUGACUUUAAGAACAAAAAUUAAAGAAGUUCUUGAGAAAGAAAAAAUAGUUUUAUUUAUGAAAGGGACACCAGAAAAACCUUUAUGCGGAUUUAGUGCAAAUGUUGUUUAUAUAUUAAACCAUAUGAAUGUAAAAGAUUACGUAUAUAUCGAUGUAAUGAAGAACCAAAACCUGCGUGAAGCAAUAAAGAUUUAUAGCAAUUGGCCUUAUAUUCCCCAUUUAUACGUAAAAAAUAAUUUCAUUGGAGGAUAUGAUAUAAUUUCAGAAUUAUACAAUAAAGGGGAAUUAGAAAAUAUACUAAAAUAA